GAAUCUUCUACAUAACAUCUUCACUACUGUGACUUUCUUCUAUCUCUAAGAAGCAGCAGAAGAAAAUGGAGAAAGGGGGGAAGAAAUGGAUCAUUAGAGGGAAUGACAAACUUAAAGUGGGUACGGAAAAUACAAUCAGAGGAUUGCUUGAAGUUAUGAAUAGUAAUUUGAAUGUAAAUGAUGAAAGACCAAUUAUUCCUCUUGGUCAUGGAGAUCCCUCUCCUUUCACUUGUUUUAGGACUACCCAUAUUGUUGAUGAUGCCCUAAAUACUGCUAUUCAGUCUGCUAAGUUCAAUUCUUAUCCUCCACCUGCUGGAAUCCCCACAGCUAGAAGAUCAAUUGCUGAACACUUAUCGCGUGAUCUCCCUUAUAAGUUAUCAACUGAGGAUGUUUUUCUCACAAGCGGUUGUCGGCAGGCAAUUGAAAUCAUAACAACUGUCUUAGCUUGUCCUGGUGGAAACAUAUUGAUUCCAAAACCAGGGUACCCACAUUAUGACGCAUGUGCCGUUUUUCACAAUCUUGAAGUGAGGCAUUUUGAUCUUCUUCCAGAGAAGGCUUGGGAGGUUGAUCUUGAUGCUGUCGAGGCUCUCGCAGAUGAGAAUACUGUUGCAAUUGUAAUUAUAAACCCUGGAAAUCCAUGUGGCAAUGUUUACACGUAUGAGCAUUUGAAGAAGGUGGCUGAAACGGCAAAAAGGCUUGGAAUCCCUGUAAUUGCUGAUGAAGUGUAUGCCCAUCUCAUCUUUGGGAGUAACCCUUUCGUGCCGAUGGGAGUAUUUGGAUCCACAGUUCCUAUUUUUACUCUUGGGUCUAUAUCGAAGAGAUGGAUAGUGCCUGGUUUACGACUUGGUUGGCUUGUCAUUACUGACCCAAGUGGAUUUCUGAAAGACACAGAGAUUGUUAGUCUCAUUAAGCAAUGUCUCAAUAUGUCCACUAGCCCGGCAUGCGUCAUUCAGGGAGCACUUCCUCAAAUCCUCGAGAAUACAAAAGAGGAUUUCUUUGAAAAUAUUAUUAGUUUGCUUUGUCAAGCUAUUGAUAUCUGCUAUGAAGAAAUAAAGGAGAUUGCUUGCAUUACUUUGCUCCCCAGACCAGAAGGAUCCAUGUUUCUCAUGGUAAAGCUGAAUACAGUACUUCUGGAAGACAUUUCUGAUGAUAUGGACUUCUGCUUCAAGCUGGCAAAAGAGGAAUCUGUUAUUGUUCUUCCAGGAGCUGUGUUGGGUUUAGAAAAUUGGCUCCGAAUAACCUUUUCAAUUGAUCUUGCUUCUCUUAAAGAUGGGUUGCAGAGGAUGAAGAUGUUUUGUCGUAGGCACGCCAAACAACAGUAAGUGAAAACAACACAUAAAUUCAUCAUCCUCGAGUUAUCGGAUUGAUCAUGUUACGGGUUUACUCUCUACUCUGAAUUGUCUCUAUUGCUUUUUUAUUACUGUUGUAAAAUUUUAUGUGCUCAAUCGUAGCAGUUGGAACUUUUUAGAUAUUGUGAUCCGAACAAAGUCUAUAUCUAUUGUUCACAAAUUCAGUGCCUGUAGUUUAUCUCUGCAAGUUGGUCUUCUUUCCGAGUUUGUGCACGCCUUGUAACGAGUGUUCACAUGACAUUUAUAGUUAUGUAACGAGGGACGAGAUUCUUUGAAGGGUUAAAAUUGAAUGGGUUAUUCCUAACA
Papaver somniferum (opium poppy) is the source of this 1655-nucleotide messenger RNA. RefSeq names its product probable aminotransferase TAT2. The coding region runs from base 66 to 1322 and encodes 418 amino acids. Gene Ontology annotation, biological process: amino acid metabolic process; biosynthetic process. The transcript is spliced from 7 exons. Gene Ontology annotation, molecular function: transaminase activity; pyridoxal phosphate binding. NCBI's taxonomy places the organism in Eukaryota, Viridiplantae, Streptophyta, Magnoliopsida, Ranunculales, Papaveraceae. The record is from RefSeq and is a predicted model, not a curated record.